AUGCAAUACAACAAUGCAGAAAGGGUUGGUAUGGCCCAUAAGAUUAGUGUUGACGAUGUUGAAGAGCGUGAUCGUGAUGGUGAUCUCCGUUUUAGUGAGAAGUCUUACCAGAAAGUCUCAAAUCCUGAUUCUGAAGAAAAAGUUGCUGAUUUUGAUGAAAAUGAGCUUGGUGUUGCGGAAGAGAAUGAAAAAGGGAAGGGGCCCCAUCUAGUUAAGGGUAAGAGAAGAAAGAAGACUGUUGGAAGGGAAAGAAAAUACAGCAGGACUGGUUGUAAGGCUUUCCUUUCCAUUAAGCCGCACAGGGAUACGGGAAAGUUCAAAGUUUCUAGAUUCUCGACAAUUCAUAACCAUGAACUUGUAGACAUUUUUGAGGGGCAUUUCCUACGUUCUCACAGGAAAGUUACAUUGCAGGACAUUUUAGAGGUGAAAGCACUACAUGAAGCUGAUGUGAACACAAGUGAUGCAUUUAAUUAUCUAGCUCAACAAUCCGGUGGUCGGGCAUUUGUAGGUUUCAUGCUAAAGGACUUGUACACUAAGUUGCACAAUUACAAGCAAUUGAAUUCACAAUAUGGAGAUGCGGAAGCAGCGAUGAACUGGCUGCGAAUAAGAGGAAGUGAGGAGGAAAUUUUUUUCUGUAGGUAUAUCAGAGAUUCAAAGAAGAGGCUAGCAAGAUUGUUUUGGAGGGACAGCCACUCACUCAUGGACUAUGAGUUGUACGGUGAUGUCUUAGUGAUAGAUGCCACUUAUAAAACCAAUGUGUAUGUCAUGCCCCUUGUGCUGUUUAUUGGUGCAAACAAUCAUAGAGCUACUGUGGUAUUUGCUUGCACUCUGAUUUGUAAUGAGAAGGAGGGCACGUACGAUUGGGUGGUUAAAAAUUUCCUUGAAGCCAUGAACAACCAGAAGCCAAAAUCAGUUGUGACUGAUGGAGCAGAUUCAAUGCGUAAAUCGCUUGAUACGCACAUGCCGCAGACAAAGCACAGACUUUGUGCGUGGCAUAUAGGCAGGAAUGUUGGUCAAAAUGUUAAGGAUGAGAAGCUGCAGAAAGCGUUGGGGAAGAUGAUAUACACUUCAUAUAGUAGAGAUGAAUGGGAGAGGGAGUGGGGGAAGAUGGUAAGGGAACACAAUGUCGAGGAAAACACCUGGAUCCAGUCACUUCACAAUAAGCGGAAGAAAUGGGCAGAGGCAUACUGCAGGGGUCAUUGGUACGCAGGGAUCUGCUCAACCCAGCGGUGCGAGGGCAUGAACUGUACCAUAAAGUUGAAGGUUGGUAAGUCCACAACGUUGAUUGAGUUUGUACCAAGGUAUCAAAGAGGUAUAAGUCGUUUGAGGGACAGGGUUUUGUUGGAUAAUUUCAAGUCAAAAAACCACAGCCGGGAAUACGUUUCUCACCUGGUGUGUAUGGAAGAAUUUGUGUUUGAAACUUUCACAGAAGACAUAUAUCUUGUGAUCAGGAACCAGAUGGACUUUGAGAAAAUAUUUAGGGUGACCAGCCGUAUUCCCGAUCCCUUUUCAGAUAAUUUGAUGAUAUAUGUGACACAGUAUGACAAAGCGGAUAGGUGCUGGGCGGUUCAAUUCAUCGCACGCAAUAGUGAGAAGUCACAAGAUGAGUCGUACUCUUGUUCGUGCGAGCUUUUUGAAUCUGACAAUAUUCCAUGUGCCCAUAUCUUAUGUGCUAUGAAAAAUGAGGGAGUUUUUGUCUACAUGAAAUCACUGAUAUGUGAGAGGUGGAAGAAAUCUUGUGGGAGCAGACCUCUUGAUAAAACAAGUGUCCAAGUACAAGUAAUCAGAUUCGCGCCAUGUAGGUACUUAUCGUUGAUAGCAGCAGCUAAGAGAGCAUGCUAUAACUUUGCCCAAUCAGCCGAAGGCUUCAAGGAGGGGAUGGUGGCGCUGGCCAAGCUCGAAGAACACUCAUUUGAAUUCCGGGCAAAGAAGAAACCAAGACUGAUUGUGGAAGACAACAGUAACGUUGUUCUGGAUCCCAUAGUAGCCAGAACCAAUGGCAAGCAUUGUAAUGCAAAAAACGGGCUGCAGCCUAAUGGUACGAAGGUGAAAGCAUGUGGGCAUUGUAGAGUUCCUGGUCACAAUUUGCGGACAUGUCCUGAAUUACAAAGUGAUGAUAAUGGGAAAUAAUCCCCGGUUAUCGUUAUCAGAGGACUGGGAACUAUUUUAGUAACUGAUUGUAUGAACCAAAGGCAAACUUUAGUUCGAGGAAUGCCGUAGUUUGAAGGUGAUUUCUGGGAUUUCGGGAAUGUGAGGCAAUUUUUGUAACUAGCCCUGCCCAGCCUGUAGAACAUUAUUUCAUUAUUAUUUGAUAUAAC
This is a messenger RNA of Argentina anserina (silverweed cinquefoil), 2318 nucleotides long. RefSeq names its product protein FAR1-RELATED SEQUENCE 5-like. Bases 1 to 2130 code for a protein of 709 amino acids. The record is from RefSeq and is a predicted model, not a curated record. Gene Ontology annotation, biological process: regulation of DNA-templated transcription. The transcript has 4 exons. NCBI's taxonomy places the organism in Eukaryota, Viridiplantae, Streptophyta, Magnoliopsida, Rosales, Rosaceae. Gene Ontology annotation, molecular function: zinc ion binding.